AAGAGAAUUCACUGUCCUGCACACCUACAGCUGAUUACAGAGCUCUGACUAAAAAGCAGAAUGGCUCUGAGUGACCUCCUCUACCCAGAUAACCCGAAGAGACGUCAAGAAGUGAUCCGUCUGCACCAGGAGCUGCUAGACUGCAUGUUGGUUAAUUUCCAUGCCACAGACGAACUGAUUGCAGUACUGAAUACACACUUGGGGUGCACAAUUGCCCAGAUUAAGAUGGAAAAAGGUGGCACCAUCAAGGAAAACUGUGACAUUAUCAUCCAAGCCAUGAGUGAGAUCCAACGGGAAGUAUGGAAGAUUGACAAAGAAAUGAAGGAAAUGCUGGAGCCAAUGCUGUACCAAAAGCUUUAUGAUAUCAAAGAGCCAGAGAUGGAGAAAAUUGCAAUAGCACACAAAGUUUUUUCGAUUGUUCUAGGAGAAGCUACUUCCAUUGCUGGUAUGGUAGCUGUAAAACUAGUUGGCUCAAAUAUUAUAAUUGUUGCUGUUAACAAGCUGGUCACUCUGCUAGCCCAGAUUGGUGCUUCUGUCCUUGGAGGUAUUGGCAUUGCCAUUCUUGGGCUGGGUAUUGACGUGAUCCUCCAGGCCAUCCUGGGAGCAGUCGAGAGGGAUCAACUUCUGGCAAUUGUUAAAAGUUAUGAGGAGCAUCUGGCCGAAUUUAAGGCAGCCUCAGAAAAAUAUCAGCGUGCCAUAACUGAAGUAACUUCUAUGGUGAAAUGUAAAAUUAAAUGAAUGGCUUUUAAUGUUCUCUCUGGCUGUCACAAUGACCACACCAAUUAUGCUUAUAUUAACUUUUCUGAUUCUUUAUGGUAGAGUGAGCGCUCUUACUUCUUUUUUAGCAGCACAUAAGAUAGCCAUGGAAAUGGGGGCCUUGAUGGCUCAGGAGAUUAGCACAGAAAUAUACCAAUAGGUAAUUGGUUCAAGCCCACUCCAAGUAGAUAGUGUAUGACAGUACCUGCUCCAGAGAUCUGGUAGCUUAUGUGAACCAAGUUGGUUAUUUCCAAUCCACUUCCAAAUGCUCAAAGUACAAAAAUCACCGUCAUAACUAUCACUAAUUUCUACAGUUUGGAAAAAGGCCAGGUUUACAUUAGACACUGUUGCUGGAUUAGUAAUGUCAGUUAGGGACAUGAUUUUUAAAUGACAUUUCUGUACCACAAGAACCCUAGUGGAGAUGUAGUUA
Molecule: messenger RNA, 1186 nt
Organism: Emys orbicularis (European pond turtle)
Lineage: Eukaryota; Metazoa; Chordata; Testudines; Emydidae
Gene: SMCO3
Product: single-pass membrane protein with coiled-coil domains 3
Exons: 2
Coding region: 61-738 (225 amino acids)
Source: RefSeq, a predicted model, not a curated record